Messenger RNA from Boeremia exigua, 867 nucleotides. Its product is annotated as aromatic ring-opening dioxygenase family protein. Bases 1 to 867 code for a protein of 288 amino acids. The record is from RefSeq and is a predicted model, not a curated record. NCBI's taxonomy places the organism in Eukaryota, Fungi, Ascomycota, Dothideomycetes, Pleosporales, Didymellaceae. The transcript is spliced from 2 exons. Gene Ontology annotation, molecular function: ferrous iron binding; oxidoreductase activity, acting on single donors with incorporation of molecular oxygen; zinc ion binding.
AUGAUAGGGAUCGCUCCCGUGUUCUUGUUCGCUCAUGGCUCAACCAUGAUGCUAGGCGAGGAAUCCGAACCAGCCAAGGUUUGGGAGCAAGUUGGAAAUGAAGCUCUGAGAAGGGGAAUAAAGAGGAUUGUGAUGAUGGGUGCACACUGGGAGUCUCCAGGUGACACAAUCGAGAUCAGCAUGAAUCCAGGCCCCAAAAUGCUUCCAGUUGGCUCAGUGAAAGACUCGCGCUACAUGCCCUACAAGGUCCAACCAGAUCUUGAAGGGGGUGAAAAGGUGAUCAAACUACUAAAGUCCGCUGGCUUCAACGUUAAGGCGGCUCCAAAAUUCGACUGGAUUCACGACACGUUCUUGAUAAUUAUCCGCAUGUUUCCGCACUGCGUUCCGCUUCCUACAACUAUCGUAUCUAUGAACGCAAGAUAUGAAUCGCACUUCCAUCUCAAGAUUGGCGCCGCACUCCGCCCCCUACGAUAUGAAGAUACCUUAAUCAUUGGGAGUGGAGGGUCUGUACAUAAUCUGUACCGUAAUCAUUGGUCAGAUAUGAUGCUGUACCGUGACAACUUUUCUCAACCUGUGCCACCGGGAACAUGGGCAUUGGAGUUUCGACAGGCCGUGGAGGAUAAUAUUACCAACAACACGGGCCCGGAGCUCCGACGCGCUAUCACAAGGAUGAUGAAACACCCUAGAUAUAAGGAGGCACAUGGUACUGAUGAUCACUGGAUGGCUUCUCUCUUCGCAGUCGGUGCUGCUGGAGGUAAGGAGGAUGAAGGCCCCAACACAAUGAUAGCUGAGUGUUGGGAGCUCGUGAAUAUGUGUAAUACACAAUAUCAGCUUGGUAGUUGGGAUGCGUAUAGAACGAUUCAAUGA